Messenger RNA from Fopius arisanus, 795 nucleotides. It is a transcript of the gene ATPsynO, whose product is annotated as ATP synthase subunit O, mitochondrial. The coding region runs from base 65 to 697 and encodes 210 amino acids. Gene Ontology annotation, molecular function: proton-transporting ATP synthase activity, rotational mechanism. Gene Ontology annotation, biological process: proton motive force-driven mitochondrial ATP synthesis. NCBI's taxonomy places the organism in Eukaryota, Metazoa, Arthropoda, Insecta, Hymenoptera, Braconidae. The transcript is spliced from 4 exons. The record is from RefSeq and is a predicted model, not a curated record.
UUUUAUCUCUGCCCAUUUUUUUAACCGUUCAGCAGCUGCUCUAACCCCUAACUCUAACUUCAAAAUGGCUUCCACCAGCCGACUCAGUGUCUUGGCAAGGUCUUUCUCGUCAUCCUCGGUGACACGCCAGUUGGUGAAGCCUCCAAUCCAGGUUUUUGGAAUUGAGGGACGUUAUGCUACAGCUUUGUAUUCAGCUGCCACCAAGCAAUCAGCACUGGAUGCUGUGGAGAAAGAUCUCCUGAAAUUCCAGGGGCUUAUUAAGAGCGAUGCAAAGCUCGUGGACUUCUUGAAGGACCCGUCGAUCAAACGUCGGGCAAAGGCCGAGGCGUUCAAGGCAAUUGGCUCAAAGUUAAGCCUGAACCCAGCAACAGGCAAUCUCCUGACUCUCCUCGCUGAGAACGGACGCCUGGGGAUGAUCGGCCAGAUUGCCCAGGCCUUCAAGCAGAUCAUGGCAGCCAACAGGGGUGAGGUUGUUUGCGAGGUGACAACUGCCAAACCCCUGGAUGCCGAUACCCAGAGCAAACUCGAAUCAACCCUCAAAAUGUUCCUGCAAAAGGGUCAAACUCUUCUCCUCACCACCAAGGUCGAUCCCACCAUCAUCGGGGGUAUGCUCGUCUCGAUUGGCGACAAAUACGUCGACCUGAGCAUCGCCAGUAAAGUCAAGAGAUACUCAGAGAUCAUCAGAAGUGCUGCAUAAAUCUUUUUUGCAAUACAAUAGCAAAGUCAUAAAAAGAGAUAAGUCGAAUUGUUUUGAGAGGGGCUGUAGAAAUAAAUAUUAAAUUCUGUGGAUUGAAC